This is a messenger RNA of Musa acuminata AAA Group (dessert banana), 1093 nucleotides long. Its product is annotated as protein FLX-like 2. NCBI's taxonomy places the organism in Eukaryota, Viridiplantae, Streptophyta, Magnoliopsida, Zingiberales, Musaceae. The transcript has 3 exons. Bases 163 to 873 code for a protein of 236 amino acids. The record is from RefSeq and is a predicted model, not a curated record.
CUCGAAACUGGAUUGCGGAUCUGAGCCCCAAGUUUCGGCUGUGGGAGUCCGGUGAUCGUUCUCACGAUGUGACCGCCUGAGGCGCUGGUCUUCCGAGCCCUAUUCCUCUCUCUCGCUGCCUUCUCCGACGAACCCUAACGCCUCCAUAUCUGGAUCAUAUUGAUGUGGAUUUAUCGGCUCUCGAAGAAACAUCGUUUUCAAUCUACCGUUUAUCAUAUUGUAAAAGGAGAUAUUGUGCCAAUCAUCAUGGGAAGCAAAAGCUGUAUACCUCCUCUGCAUCUGCAACGGCCUCUUCCUGGGCCUGGCUUUCUGCAACCAGAUCCAUUUGGUCUAGGCAUUCUCCCCCCGCCGGGUGUUUUUCCUUUCGAUAAGUUGCCACCUCCAGAAAUUAUGGAGCAGAAGCUUGCUGCACAACAUGUGGAAAUGCAAAGACUUGCACUAGAGAACGAAAUUAUGGAGCAGAAGCUUGCUGCACAACAUGUGGAAAUGCAAAGACUUGCACUAGAGAACGAAAGUUUUGCAGCUACCCAUUAUUCUUCGAGGAAGGAAUUAUCUGCUGCCCAACAGGAGUUGCAGAGAUUGCAGACUGACAUGGGUGCCAUUAGAGCUGAUCAAGAGCAACAAGUAAGAAUGCUCUUGGAUAAUAUUUCAAAGAUGGACUCUGACUUGAAAGCUUCUGAACCUGUUAAUGUAGAUAUGCAGCAGGCUCGUCCAGAAGCUCAGAGCUUGGUAGCAGCAAGACAGGAGCUAAUUUCCAGAGUACAACAGCUGACUGAGGAUUUGCAGAGGAGCCAUGGUAAUGUCCAGCAAAUCCCAUCGUUGAUGUUGGAACUUGCGGCCCUUAGACAAGAAUAUCAAGAUUUCAGGUCAUAAAUCUCUCUUCGGCUUUAUAUUCAAGCACACAACUUGUUCUCCUAAUGGUUUGACGUAAGGUCAAAUUGUUCAUUUAGUUUUGUAACAAUUUGACCUUACGAUCAAACCGAGAACAUGCAGAAAUUGGUUCACAUUAUUCUAUAAAAUUCUGUGAAUACUAAAUUGAAUGGUACCCUACCAAAGCGUGAAAUAGAAGACUGUCACCAAGGUCUUGCUACUA